Molecule: messenger RNA, 873 nt
Organism: Wickerhamiella sorbophila
Lineage: Eukaryota; Fungi; Ascomycota; Dipodascomycetes; Dipodascales; Trichomonascaceae
Product: Nicotinate-nucleotide pyrophosphorylase [carboxylating]
Exons: 1
Coding region: 1-873 (290 amino acids)
Biological process (GO): quinolinate catabolic process; NAD+ biosynthetic process
Cellular component (GO): cytoplasm
Molecular function (GO): nicotinate-nucleotide diphosphorylase (carboxylating) activity
Source: RefSeq, a predicted model, not a curated record
AUGUCAUACCAAGCAGCGCUGCCGGUAGCGGGCAAAUGGAAGCAGACAGUGGCUGAAUGGCUUGCUGAGGAUGUUCCGAGCUUCGAUGUGGGCGGGCUUGUCGUUGGAAGCGAUUUACGGACGGCGACACUCUGGUGCAAACAGUCAGGUCGCUUGGCCGGCGUGCCAUUCGCUAACGAGGUCUUUAAACAGUGUGGCCUCGAGGUUGAGUGGUUAUGCGAAGAGGGCACCGAUAUCGAAGCUUCUGGGGACAACAAGGUUGCUGUCGCGAAGGUCAAGGGACCCGCCAAUGCCCUUCUGCUGUCCGAGCGCACAGCCCUGAACUUACUUUCUAGAUCAAGCGGUGUCGCAACCCAAAGCCGUGAUGUUUUGAGCUUGGCUCGCAAGGCCAAGUACCCAGGAAUUAUUGCCGGCACCCGCAAAACUACCCCUGGUUUGCGUCUUGUUGAAAAAUACGCAAUGGCUGUAGGCGGCAUUGACAUGCACCGCUAUGAUCUUAGUAGCAUGAUUAUGCUCAAAGACAACCACGUUUGGAGCACUGGGUCUAUCACUAAUGCUGUCAAGGCCGCUCGUGAUUAUGCCGGGUUCUCUGUAAAAAUCGAGGUCGAGUGUCAAUCCGAAGAGGAGGCAGACGAAGCUAUUCUUGCCGGUGCUGACAUUGUGAUGCUCGAUAACUUCUCUCAAGAGGGCAUUAGAAUUACCGCUAGCAGCCUGAAGCAAAAAUACGGCUCCAAGGUUCUUCUUGAGUGCAGCGGUGGCCUUCGCGCUGAUAACCUCGAAUCUUUCUUGUGCAAGGACGUUGAUAUUUACUCUACUUCUUGGGUGCAUCAGGGAACCGGGGUGAUUGACUUUAGUCUCAAAAUUGAUCAUUAA